Messenger RNA from Lathyrus oleraceus (garden pea), 714 nucleotides. RefSeq lists its product as uncharacterized. The record is from RefSeq and is a predicted model, not a curated record. The transcript has a single exon. NCBI's taxonomy places the organism in Eukaryota, Viridiplantae, Streptophyta, Magnoliopsida, Fabales, Fabaceae. Bases 1 to 714 code for a protein of 237 amino acids.
AUGGAUAUUGGAAGAAGGAAUACUUGGAAUUACAGUUUCAGAUGUCUUGAUCUUAAGGAAUUGAGAAAGCUAGCAUCUUUUGCAGAUGAUUCUAAGGAUUUCAGAGACCGUUUUGGAAGACUUUUGUCUAUUCUAUAUACUAAUGUUGAAGAUAGUCUUCUUUGUACUCUGGUUCAGUUCUACAAUCCCGUCUACCGGUGCUUCAUUUUCCCGAAUUAUCAGUUGUUGCCUACCAUAGAGGAGUAUGCUUAUCUUUUGAGUAUACCAGUUUCUUAUAGGGUUCUCUUUUGUGGUUUGGAAGGAAUUAUGGAGUCUCAAGUUAUUGCUAGAGUUAUUCAUCUGAAGAAAUCUGACGUAGUUGCUAAUCUCACUAUCAAAGGAGGUAUUAGAGGCUUGACUUCAAAGUUUAUGAUUGAGAAAGCCUUUUAUUUUGCUAAUGUUGGUAGCAUGGUGGCCUUUGAAACUAUUAUUGCCUUACUCAUCAAUGGUUUGGUCUUAUUUCCCAACAUUGACAAUCUUGUUGAUGUUAAUGCUAUUAGGAUCUUUUUGGUCGGGAAUCUUGUUCGAACUUUGCUUGGUGACACCUAUUUCUCCAUUCAUCAUAGGACUUCUAAGGGAAAUGGAACUAUUGUCUAUUGUGUGCCUUUGUUUUACAAGUGGUUUAUUUCACAUUUGUCGCAGUCUCAUAUCUUAAAAAAAACAAGGGUUGCUUAA